UAUUGUAAAAAAAACACUUGUGUGUUUACAAAUAAUGAUGCAUGUAAAAAUAUGUAUUUUCUACUUAAAUAUGUCACAAACAUCUGCGUUUCUCUAUCAGAUAAUUUAGUUCUAUCACAGAAAGUCUAUCACACAAGCAUUUUACAUAUGGUGCGAAAAACUGAAACCUAAGGCUGUUCUUUUUUUGUUAGUAUCUACACAGCUGUAAGGGGAAGCAAAUGAAACUGGUGACUGACGAACGAUAGUUGGUUUAUAAUCUGCAGACUUCUUCAUAGGAAUCGCCACACGUUCUACAAUACGUGUUUCACCAAUAAUUGCAUUGUAUGUACCGUGCACCAAAUGACUUUCUUUCACAGAAGAGUCGUUGAUGUUUCUAUACCACUUUACAACACACACAUUAAUGGGUAAUAACAAUUAACAACGAAUCCCACGCUACAUCACAUCGAUUUUUUUCUGUGUUUCUGAUAAUUUACUGGCUAGGAAGUCUCGUUUUCUUCGUAGCCACCAUAAACGAAAUUCUUUCAUUUUGUAUCCAAGUAUGAAGCCCGUUAAGAAUGUCACUGUUAAUACCGUCUUCAAUCUACUUUCCGAUAUCUCAACCAUUUUUGUUGCAAUGCAAUUGCAACUCAAGUAAAAGUUCUUCCGUCAAGGUAAAAAAGCGACAUCAACUAGACUAGUAGACCACGAUGAUUUCAUAUCAGAACAUUUAAGUAUGUGAUAUCAGGUUUUUAUUUGUCGUACAAAUAUUAUUCUGGAUUAAUUCGUGACGGAAAAAAGUGAAUAAUUAUUAUUUCCGCUACAAAAAUUAAAUGACAAAUGUCAUCCUUGACACGAUGCUGUACCACGUCGCUAUUCUUUUGUUCGUUAUUACGUGAAUUGUUGGUUUGCAAUAGGUUAGUGCACCGGGAAAGCGAAAGUGUGUUGUAUAGAUUUUUGUGGGCGUUAGUGUUGAAGAUGGUGUAAAAGUUUCACUCACUAGAAGUCUAUGAAGGUGGCAUUCCUCAUUAGACACCCAAGUUCCUGACAGACUAGCAACAAAUAAUACACUGAAGAUGAGUAGUUCUGAAGAGGUGUCCUGGAUCUCAUGGUUUUGUGGCUUGAGGGGCAAUGAGUUCUUCUGUGAGGUGGACGAGGAUUACAUUCAGGACAAAUUCAAUCUGACUGGCUUGAAUGAGCAGGUGCCCCAUUAUCGACAGGCUCUAGACAUGAUACUCGACCUCGAGCCAGAUGAUGAGCUGGACGACAAUCCGAACCAGUCGGAUCUGAUUGAGCAGGCGGCGGAGAUGCUGUACGGCCUCAUACAUGCUCGGUACAUAUUGACCAAUCGGGGGAUUGGCCAGAUGAUCGAGAAAUACCAGUCAGGAGAUUUUGGCCACUGCCCGCGGGUGUACUGUGAGAGUCAACCUAUGUUGCCUAUCGGAUUGUCAGACAUACCUGGGGAGGCUAUGGUCAAGACAUACUGCCCCAAGUGCAUGGAUGUUUACACACCGAAGUCAUCACGUCACCACCACACAGACGGAGCUUAUUUUGGCACUGGUUUUCCUCAUAUGCUUUUCAUGGUGCAUCCAGAAUACCGACCGAAGCGUCCCGUUAAUCAGUUUGUUCCCCGUCUGUAUGGCUUCAAGAUUCAUCCACUUGCGUAUCAGAUCCAGCAACAGGCAGCCAGCAAUUUCAAAACCCCACUUCGUGCUAUGAAUUACAACAAUGGCAAACGCUAAUAUUGUUUGACAUUUUGGAUGUUGUUUAGUUUUAAGAUCAACAUUUAAUAGAUGUUUCUCCUAUGUAUUUAUAGUUUAGUGUCACAUAGGCUACGUAAUUGUAGUACAUGCAUGAUGCAUUGUAUGACUGUUCCUUUGAGGGAGCUUGGCAGUUGUCUUUGUUGCUGGAAUUUCUGUGUAGGUUGUUUAUUAUAUUUAGUUGUGGAUGUUUACUUCUUCAGUAACAAGUUCUUUAUUACAUGUAUUCCUCUAUGAACUGAGUAUUUGACAUUUAAGUGGGAAAUUAGCAUUUUCUUCUCCAUGCACCCUGUUACUUAAAACUUUCUAUAUUCUUUCUGUGAACUCCCCUACAGUUUGCUGUCAAGAGAAAAAAUGUUUGCGUGUUUCACACAAAAAGAACAUUAGCCAUAUCAUAUGUCACGGUGCUAGAUAUUUAUUCUGAUCAUAGUUUGUUGUAAUCGGAGAAAAUUGCUGUUAUGAUGGUAGAAUUGUUUAAUGUAGGUACAAAAAAGAUGUUUUUACUAGUUUAACAUUUUUCAGAAUUUCUGAUAGUCACUUGUUACGUGCCAUUGUUUGAAGGAUCGUGAUAUACAAACUGUGGAUGUAAUGUGGAGUACCUCACAGUUUAAAUAAGAGGGGGGUUGCACAACAAAUUACCAUGAAAGGAGGGGGGGUAGAUAUAUCAAGUUUAGAGUGUAAUUUUAAUGAUUUUUUAACUUCAUGUAUCGUCUAUAACAUAUUGAUAAAAUGACAGUAGUGUGAUUGUUCUAAUCAACAAUUACUGCUGUGUCAGUGUACAUGUAGAAGUAAUUAAUGCAUACUUAUUCCGGCCUGUUGAAAUUAUUGUCUUUUAGAAAUGGAAGCCUAGAAAAUAUUGAUCAUUGCAGUCUUUUCAGUGAAGCAGCUAAUUUAAGAAAGAUUGCGCGAAAUACCGGGAUGGACCGAUGUUUACUGAUGGUAAAAUACAGCUUGUAAUCUGUGGUUUCUGAUUAAAUCAGACUGCCUUAACGUAAAAGGCCUAAUAAGCUGACGUACCAUGUUUCCCCUUUUAUAACAACUACCCCUUCGAUUUGGACCAAGAUCUCGUGAGCUCUGCCUGCAUUGCACAGUUACUUAGAUGAGAUGUGUAUAAUAUUCACUACAUAGUGAACGGUAUGUGGAAUGAAACAAAUAAUGUAGAUCAAAUGGACUGUUAAUGAUAACAGAUCAUUUACAGUUACAAAACAGUGUGACUUUUCACCAAACAGUCAAUAAUUUUGAUCUGAUUAGUUCAGAUUCAGUUGACAUGAAAGUGUCAACAGUUGGUUCAAAUUGAGUUGACAUGGAAGUGGUGGAGAUUCGAAAGCUAUUGUGUUUAAUUUUUUCACGUGUAAUUAUUCUGAAAACAUGAUGCAUUCACAGUCAUUAUGACAACUGGGAACUUAUUCAGGUAUCAUACGCAUACAGUAACUUUUUUGAAUUUUUGGUAAGAUUUAUUUAGUAUACCAAUAACUAGUUUUCAAGUGACUGCAGGCUCAUCAUCAGACAGUGGACCAUGUGCAGCUAGAUGCUAUGGUCGUGGCAAUUGCAAUGCCUUGUGGAAUCACUGGCAAAUUUAUUCUGAUGAUGUACAUUUUGCAUGUCACACACACACACACACACACACACACACACACACACACACACACACACACCUUUUGUGAUUAGCAAAUUGUUAUUAGAAAGUAAGUUAUUGUCUUGAAUCUGACUAUCCAAACACCAAAGUCGGUCAGUGUUGUGCAAAACUAACUUGUUACUCUCGCGUAAAUUAAUAGUAGUAUCAUCAUAACAUUACGAUAUUCUUUGUAAUGACAAAAACAUGUUUUUUGGUUUUGCAGUUUUAUUUAUAACUCACUGUUAAAAAUGUUGUGUGUCAUUAUGAUUAUCUAUUUACAAUUUAAUGGUCUGGAGAAGUAAACUGAACUGAGAUGAUUAUACAAAGACACAAUGUUUUAAUGUCACAGUGUUUAUAUAAGCCAAAGGGGAAUAAGUAGAAAAACUGCAGAGCUAAUAAAAAAGGUUUUUCUUGUCUAUAUAAUGAUAAAAUGUACUUGUUAAUAAAAAUUCCAUUUUGUAUUGUA
This is a messenger RNA of Schistocerca cancellata (South American locust), 3817 nucleotides long. Its product is annotated as casein kinase II subunit beta. The record is from RefSeq and is a predicted model, not a curated record. Bases 1053 to 1718 code for a protein of 221 amino acids. NCBI's taxonomy places the organism in Eukaryota, Metazoa, Arthropoda, Insecta, Orthoptera, Acrididae. Gene Ontology annotation, cellular component: protein kinase CK2 complex; cytoplasm. Gene Ontology annotation, molecular function: protein kinase regulator activity. The transcript has 2 exons.